Molecule: messenger RNA, 1718 nt
Organism: Tympanuchus pallidicinctus (lesser prairie-chicken)
Lineage: Eukaryota; Metazoa; Chordata; Aves; Galliformes; Phasianidae
Product: sulfotransferase 6B1-like
Exons: 6
Coding region: 101-958 (285 amino acids)
Biological process (GO): sulfation
Cellular component (GO): cytoplasm
Molecular function (GO): sulfotransferase activity
Source: RefSeq, a predicted model, not a curated record
UCAAUUUGUUACUUCAAACCAUCUGACUUAGAGGUUACUCUUAAACCCUCUCGUCAUUUCACUGCUAUCUGAUUUGCAGGAUUCAUAGGCUUAAGCAAACAUGUCCAACCUCAGUGAGGCAGAACUCAUUCACAAGUUUAAGGGGAUUUCCUUUACCUCCAGGUCUUCUCCAGAGCUUUUAAAUUCCUUGGAUGCUUUUGAUGCUAGAGAAGAUGAUGUCCUUUUGAUUUCCUACCCCAAAUCUGGCACUCACUGGCUUGCAGGAGUCAUAACAAAGCUUUACAAUACUCCCGUUACAUUAACAACUCCCAUUGAACUUGGAGACAUGUCCAAACUGGAGGAACUGAAUCAACUGUCGUCAAAGAGAAUCAUUCCAACACACUUAGACUACAACAUGUUGCCUCAACAUUUUAAGAAUAAAAAAUGCAAGAUGAUCUAUAUCAGCAGAAAUCCAAAAGAUACUGCAGUGUCCAUGUAUCAUUACUACCGAGAGAAUCCAAACCUUCCCACUGUAGAUACCUGGACUGCUUUCCUUGACUUGUUCUUAAAAGGAGAUGUUGUCUGUGGAUCCUGGUUUGACCAUUUCCUAAGUUGGGAAGAACAUAAAAAUGACAAAAAUAUACUGUUUUUGUUCUAUGAAGACAUGAAAAAGAAUCUCCCAAAGAUUGUGAAGGAAAUCAGCAUAUUCCUGGGUAUAAGCAUCAGUGAUGAAGAUAUCCAAGAUAUCUGCAAGAAAUCAUCCUUCUCAGAGAUGAAAAAGGACACAGAAAAAGAAAACAGUGACCCCAGUCACACCGUCUGUGCCCUGACAUCCAACAGGAAGCUAAUUUUCCGAAAAGGUACUGUUGGUGACUGGAAGAACCAUUUCACUCCAAAACAGAACUUACAGUUUGAUGAAGUAUUCAGUGAGAAAAUGAAACUCAGCAAAAUGGCAAAACAUCUCACCUAUGAAUUCUAAAUUCAUGGGAAGAACAAUACUUAACCAAAAAUGCAGAUAGAGAAAUUUUGGGAAAAUCUGGAUGAGAGCUAAAAGAAGUUCAAAGAAAAACAGCUGCUCUUGGAACUAAUUCCAUGAAGAUGGAAGAAGCACUGACCACGUUCAUUUACCUUGUUUACAUACAUUUAUCUUACCCAUCAGCCUUACUUUUCACAUAGUCAAAUGAUAGAAAUGUGAAGAAGGCUUGUAAAAUAGAGGUUUGGGGACAGGAAAUUCUGGCACAAUGCUGGAACUGAACUCAAUCAGAGGACAUAUUUACAUGGUUUUAUAGCCAGGUGUCAGACCUUUUUUUUUUUUACAACUAAAUCUACUUCAACAUUUAUUUAUUUUUUGCUCUAGGUGUAUACAAAUGGACUUCUUGGAUCAGGUUUAAAAAUUUUACCUAAAUAUUAAGAAAAAAAAUCCUGUAAUAAUCUGUAUGUCUAAAAGCACAUCAUAAAAAAUGACUAUUUAACCCUAGACUGAACCCCUUUCUCAUCUAUUGUGAUUUGGAAAGUGCCUAUUUUAUCAGACUUUGUUACUGAUGCUAGAACUGAAAAAUGUAGCAGUACAUUUGAAGAUUUGCAGUUAAGUUUGUGUAUAAAAUUUUGGUUUGUUUUGUUUGAUUUGCUUGUUGUUUUCUGUAACAGUAUAUGCUUCUCUGUUGUAACUUAUUUCUCUGUUAGAUAUUGUAUAAUAUCUGUAUUUUAAAUGAAACUAAUAUAAAUCCAUGCAGAUUUCA